ACCUGAGGAGAAGUGAAGUUUUCAUCCCGAAAAGCCAGUGGAGGGGAUCCCGGAGGAUCAAUUCCGUGGGAGACCUGAGCUGUAGGUGCCUCCUGCAAAGAAAUACACAAAGAAAGCAAUUUGAAUCUGAAACUUCAGGUGCUAGAUAAAUUGGACACUGCUGGAAGAUGACAAUGGCUACUGUCUUCAUUAGUGCAGUCCAGGCCUCACUGAAUCUAGGUUCCAUGUUUGAAGAGUAUGAUAAUGACUCUGAGGUCUUCCGUCAGCGCUUCAGGCAGUUUCAGUACAAAGAAGCAGCAGGGCCUCGUGAAGUUUUCAACAAACUCCGGGAGCUUUGCCAUGAAUGGCUGAAGCCAAAGACUCGUUCUAAGGAACAAAUGGUGGAGCUUCUAGUGUUGGAGCAAUACCUGAAUAUUAUGCCCCGUGAGGUAGAGACCUCGGUGAAAGAUCAGUGCCCAGAGGCUACAGAAAGUGUUGUAUCACUGUUAGAAGAAUUAGAGACCAAAUUGGAGACACCAGAGCCACAGAUCGAUAGGCAGGAGAUGCUCUUGGAAGACCCAGCAGCAGUUGGAAUGGCAGAUGUGCUACCAGACAUCUACCUGGAGACACUUCCACCCCAAGCAAUGGGACCUUUCUCUGAAGCCCCAGUGGCAGAGGUGCAGCUCCCACAGGCAGGGCUGCAGGAGCUGAGUGAUGAUGCUACUGGAGAAGGCCAGGCCUUUCUGGACCCUGCAUACCAACCACCAAAGCCUGACCCCAUAGACCCCUGGGUGAAGCAACUACAGGACUGUAUGGAAGUGGAACAAUUACAAUGGCUUGACUUCAAUACAGACAGAAAUGCACCUCUUGGUCCCUGUUUCCCAGAAGACUCGGAACACCCAAGGAAUCAACGGGAAAGUCCCACAGAGCAUGUACCCAGAGAGUACACACUGCUUGUGUGUGAUCAGAACCCCUUUCCAGAAGAAAGAGCUGAGAUAUACAACCAGGAAGAACCUCUCAGCCCCAGAGCCCUUGAGGAAAACCAUGCCCCAAAUAGCCCACACAAGUGUUCUUACUGUGGGAAAGAAUUUGUUUCUAGUAAGGUGGAUGCAGCUGGUUUUCAGACCCACCAGAUGCCCCGGGAGCCCGAUGGAAGCUCUCAGAGGAGAGAAGCUUCUGAUUCAGCUUCCAGGAGGUCAGUGGAGAAACCCUUGGGUCACUCCUGGAGCUUUGCCAUGGGUGGGUGUCUUUGGCCUGAGAUGCCCUUCAUGAAGCACAUCCUGGAGCUGCUGGUAUUGGAGCAGUUGCUUACCACCCUGUCCCAGGAAGUCCACAGCAGUGUGUAG
This is a messenger RNA of Artibeus jamaicensis (Jamaican fruit-eating bat), 1325 nucleotides long. RefSeq names its product zinc finger protein 449-like. The record is from RefSeq and is a predicted model, not a curated record. Lineage: Eukaryota; Metazoa; Chordata; Mammalia; Chiroptera; Phyllostomidae. The coding region runs from base 168 to 1325 and encodes 385 amino acids. The transcript is spliced from 6 exons.